ACUCUGUCAGAUCUUUAACUACAAAGAAACACGAUCAGAAAGAAAAACCAUUGGGUAGAAUCCAUCAAUGGAUGAAUAUGUAUAAUAGUUUGUCCGUUUGGCAGACAAUUUACAAUUCAUUUUUGCAGCGAAUUCUGUUCAAAAUUUGAAGCUGAACUGUACACCCUCAAUACUGUUUUUCUUCCUACAAGUUAUGUUCUUCUAUACCCAUUUACCAGAAUAGUUGUAUCUAUCAUGGCCAAACUGAGCACUACAGGAUUUCUUUUAUUGCUUUCUAUGAUGGGUAUGGGGGUUAUUAUCUAUCUGAGACUCUGGAAUGUGGAAAGUGAUCUACACCUCGAGGAAGAUACAAGAGUCGACCGGAUUGUGUUUGAACAGGCACAGAGUGAAGCAUUGGAUGAAGCAGCUGAAUGGAGAAAAAAGUAUGAUGAAGAAGCAGAGAAAUCUAGUGAACAGCAGCAAAAGCUGGUAGAGGUGACUCAGAUCUUGAAAGAAAAAACUAAACAGCUGGAGGAUUUGAAGACACAUGUAACAAAAUUACAGCAGGAAAAUCAUGAAUUAUUGCAAGAUGUCGGGAGAUUGAAACAAGAAUUACAAGAUCAAAAGUUGAAAUUUGAGAAGGCAGGUCUCAAAGCAGCAUGAGCAAGAAGGUAGAACCUUUUCUCUGCAAUACUGAAACCGAGAGUUGGUUACAAUAAAUUUAUUAUUUAAAUAGUUCAGAGGGAAAUUAAACCACUUAAUAAAAAGUGAAAUGGAAGAGAUUCUAUGGGCCAAAAAUCAUUUUAUUUGUACAUACUAUAUAUAACACCAAACAACUGAGGUCCUAUUUUGACUGGAUGUUGGGAUAGAAUUUGCUCCUUCUGCAUGACAUGACUAGAAAUCAUGCAUUCCUUAUGUUACCGGGGAAAAGAUUAAAGAAAUUUGACUUACAAAAUAGAGUUACAGUAAGCAAGUAAUAUGACAUUAAUAAUCAGCCAGACAUGUUUGAGCCAAUAAUGGUCUUUCAUCAUUUAUGGAUGAUGCAGCCAGUCGAGAUGGGGAAAUGCUUAUAUAACUGAUAAUCCUGCACUUAAUGAUCAAGAACAUAGGUGAUAUGCACCUUUUCAAGGAAGGUGAUUCUUGUCAAUGACAUUAAUUUUGCAUGCA
Molecule: messenger RNA, 1146 nt
Organism: Cryptomeria japonica (Japanese cedar)
Lineage: Eukaryota; Viridiplantae; Streptophyta; Pinopsida; Cupressales; Cupressaceae
Exons: 4
Coding region: 235-642 (135 amino acids)
Source: RefSeq, a predicted model, not a curated record